AUGGCCCAAUCCACCAAGUGCUAUCUCCCUCGGUUCGCCUCGGCGGUUGACGGGCCUAAACGGCCUGUCUCGAUGAAGACGAGGCCUACGGCCGCCCAGCAUGCGCAGUUAUUAACCGCAUGGAAUGAAGGCCGCCUGGACGCCACGCUCAAAGCUACUUGGGCGCUCGUGCUACACUACUAUAUCCGUUCCGAAGAUAUUUGCUUCGGGUAUCAACAUCUCGAGGGCGACUCGCGUUCCUCCAAAACAUCUGUACAGAGUUCGACCGGCGUGCACAUUUCGACGAUCCGAAUAUCCAUCGACGAGAACGACUCUAUCGCGGCAAUUGUAGAUAAGGUGCGCGAACACAGCGCGAAUAGACAGCUGAACGACAGCUCGGACGCCGCUUCCGAUGGAUAUCUUCCUUUCAACACCAUCUUCACGGUGCGCACAUACGACCCACCUGCUUCGCCUUCGAAACCCCUUUUGGCAACAGCUCUUCCGGACGAUGUUAGUAUAAUUGAAGCCUCAUGGAGGACGGGAUACCCGCGACCGUUGGUGGAUAUCGCUAACAGUGCGCAGUGUCAAGUCCGCCUUCAUGUUAAGGUCCUGCGUGGAGACAUCAGCAUCUUCCUUGAAUGGCGCAAGGGCGAUAUGUCUGGAGAUCAGAUGAAGACCGUGGCCUCCAUAUUUGAGCAGUUGCUUGCCAAAGUCCUUGCUGCCGAGAACACCGCUAUUAGCCAGCUUAAUUUGUUCUCGGAGAAUGAUUGGCAACGCAUCCGCAAGUGGAAUUCCACGACUCUGCAGCUUCACGAUCGUUGCAUCCACGAGGCGAUCCACGACCAAAUGCUGAGCGGACCAGACCGCGAGGCUGGAGUUGGGCCGGAAAUCCGUGUGGCAUUGUGUUUUGAGAAGUCGAAAUGGAACAUCGUUGCAAUGCUUGGCGUGAUGAAAGCCGGCGGAGCUUUUGUCCCAUUGGACCCGACUCACCCAACUCCCAGACUACAAGGUCUCAUCGAAUCAGUCCAAGCCUCGGUGGUGUUGUGUUCUGAAUGCCUUGUUGAGAAACUUAGCGCGUGGAUCUUGCAUCGGGUGUCACAGGACAAAAAUGCAGCCUACGUUCUUUUCACCUCUGGAUCAACUGGAGAACCAAAGGGAACUCUAUUGGAGCACCGCGCGUUCCUGUCCGGCUCCAUUGUACAUGGGCCGGGCUUGCGCGUUUUCCGCGACUCGCGAUGUCUUCAAUUCGCUGCCCACACAUUUGAUGCCAGUCUGGCGGAGACGUUGACGCCGCUCAUUCAUGGUGCAUGUGUGUGCAUUCCGAGUGAGGAGGCUCGGCUCAACGACAUUGUGACUGCCAUCAACGAGAUGCGAGUCACGCAGGCCUGCUUCACCCCGUCAUUCAUCGGCUUCAUUGAAAUCGAGACUGUUCCAGGGCUGGAGAGUCUCGUUCUAGCUGGCGAGGCAAUGUCUCAGUCGCAACUGGCCACCUGGUCCAAAAUCAAACUGGUCAAUGGUUAUGGACCGACCGAAGCCAGCGUGGCAUCCGUGCUGAACUCCAAUGUCACACCAGACACCGAUUGCAAAGAUAUCGGUCUGCCUGUUGGUGUGAAGACUUGGUUGGUGAAUCCGGACAACCAUGAUGAACUCGUCCCCACAAACGAGUCUUUUAUCUACGACCCUGCCUGGACAAAGUUGGACCCUGAAAGUGGUUCAAACCGCAGAUUCUACAAGACAGGUGAUCUGGUCAGGUAUAAUUCCGACACUGGUGCACUUAAUUACAUUGGUCGGAAGGACACUCAGGUCAAGGUUCACGGACAACGAAUCGAGCUCGGCGAAAUCGAGAACCAACUCAGUAAAGACGUGAACGUGACCCACUGCUCCGUCUUCUUUCCAAAGACUGGCUUCUCCAAGGGUCGGUUGGCCGCUGUUGUCUCUUCCACUGGCUUGCUUGCCGAACAGGCUGAUUCGGACUUGGUCCCCCUGCGACUCAUUCCCGCCUUGAAAAAGGCCGAGCUUGUCCCAGGUAUCCGAGAGCGUUUGUCAGCUCGUCUCCCUACGUACAUGGUCCCUGCGGUUUGGCUGUGCGUUGAAGCUCUGCCUCUUUUACCUUCCGGAAAACUCGACCGCAAGGGCAUCGCCACUUGGGUUGCAGGUAUGGAGACCGAUCCCGAUCUUAAUAAUACCACAUCUGCUUCCGUUGUCAGCACAGAAGCUUCACAGCCUGCAAAUGACAGAGAGGCAGCCUUGGCUGCUGUAUAUAGCCGCGUCCUCAACAUUCCACCUCACCAGCUUAAUCUGAAUGAAAGCUUCCUUGCCCUUGGCGGAGAUUCAAUUGCAGCUAUGACAUGUGUCGGCCUGUGCAAGAAGAGAGGCUUCGCGCUCUCGGUACAGGAACUUCUUCGCAGCAAGUCUAUCCGUGACCUCGCUACACGCGCAAAGACAAUCGAACACCUUACAACCUACGACGAAGCAGUUGAUGAACCAUUCAGCCUCUCGCCGAUUCAGAUCCUUCACUUUGGUGUUCGCAAGGAGGGCCAGGGUCACUUCAACCAGGGAAUUCUCACCCGCUUGAACAGGGCGAUCGAGGAAGGAGACCUCCGCAAGGCGAUUGAGACAUUGGUAUCCAGGCACUCCAUGCUCCGUGCGCGGUUCACCGACACAGGUCUCGCGACGGCAUCAAGCCAACACAUUACCCGCGACAUCAAGGGAUCAUAUCGAUGGCGAAUGCACAGUGUUGGUAGCAUGGAUGAGAUCAAGCACUGGGUCGCGGACAGCCAGUCUUCGAUCAACUGCUUCUCUGGGCCACUGCUUGCUGUGGAUUACUUCGAUGUGGAAGGCCACCCCCGCGUUCUAUCAAUGACUGCUCAUCACUUGGUCGUUGACAUUGUUUCGUGGAGAAUCAUUUUGGAGGAUUUGGAAGAUAUCAUCCUGAACCCCGAGAAGACUGUCAGCAAUGAUGGGUCUUUGCCUUUCCAGACCUGGUGCCGCCUCCAGAAUGAGCAUUGUAACACCCUGCGAGCCGAACACAAAGUUGCCACAGAUGUUCUGGCUGCCCCGGACUUUGGUUACUGGGGUCUCGAGGACAACAAGACUACAUACGGCGAUGUGGAUUGUGCGUCCUUUGAGAUCGACCCGGCGCACACCCACGCCAUUCUGCUGGAAUGCCACAAAGCUCUUGGCACUGAGCCAAUUGAUCUCUUCUUGGCAUCGAUGCUCCAUUCAUUUGGCCGAUCUUUCCCCGAUCGGGACCUUCCGACCAUCUACAACGAAGGCCACGGACGCGAAGUUUGGGACCCUUCCAUUGACAUAUCGCAUACUGUCGGCUGGUUCACCAUCCUACACCCGAUCUUCCUCUCUGCAUACAAGUCCGACGACCCCAUUGAUACCCUGAUCCAGGUGAAGGACCUCCGCCGUCGUGUCACAGACAAUGGGCGCGCUGAUUUUACCAACCGAGUUCUGCCAGUGCAGGGUUCCCGAGCCUCCGAGCAUCCCUAUCCAUUUGAGAUGUCUUUCAACUACGUCGGUCAGCAUCGGGAUCUGCAGCGGAAGGAUGGUCUCUUCCAGCUGGUCGACCAAAUGGCUGGAGAAGCUGGUCAAGGAGGCGGUGCCGCUGACUUUGGCAGCGAGACUCCGCGCUUUGGUUUAUUCGAGAUCUCGGCCAUGGUCGUUGCGGAAAAGGUCCGAUUCAACUUCUCCUUCAACAAGUUUAUGCAGCACCAAGAUCGGAUUCACCGAUGGGUUUCCGAUUGUCAGCAGCUGCUCGUGUCGCUCGCUGAACGGCUCCCUACCCUCGCGCCGCGGUUGACUCUCAGCUCAUUCCCUUUGCUAUCGUUGACCUACCCGACCUUGGAGCAAAUGCUCAAUGAGAAGCUGCCUCGGAUGGGCAUUGAGACCCCGGAUCUUGUUGAAGAUAUCUACCCUUGUUCUCGCAUGCAGCAGGGCAUUCUUCUCGGUCGCAAACGCGAUAGCUCUUACUAUGCCGUUCAUGACACAUUCGAAAUUCGUGGCACCGGAGCGACCGCGCCAAAUCUGGAGCGCCUUGUGAAUGCCUGGCAGCAGGUUGUUUCUCAUCAUGCCAUGCUUCGCACGAUAUUCGUUGAGAAUCUGACUCCUCGGGACCCUUUCUGCCAGAUUGUGCUAAAGAGUUAUGAUGCCACGCCCGUCUUCUUGCAGUCAUCAGGUGACAGCGACGUACUUGCUACAUUUGACAAGCAAGAGCCCAAGGAUUACAGCCAGUUUGCGCCUGCGUACCGGUUUACUAUCUGCCGAACUUCGACUGGCCGACUUUUCGCGCGCAUCGAGAUCAGUCAUGCUGCCAUGGACGGUAACUCCAUUUCGAUCAUCAUGCGUGACUUGCAGCUCGCAUAUGCCGGACGACUGGAAGAGACUCCUCAGCCUCUGUUUAGGGAUUACAUUCAGUAUCUGCAGGAUGCGCCAACUGAAGCCAGCAUCGACUACUGGCGCGCUCACCCAAGACUCUUAGGUCGAUCCCAGUCAACUUCGGAGCCAUCCAAGAUCUACAGAACGUGUGAAAAGCGCGGAAUCACUCUUGCCAACGUUUUCAAUGCCGCUUGGGGGCUCACGCUUCGCCUCUUCUGUGGAUCCGACGAUAUCUCUUUCAGCUACAUGGCUUCUCUGCGCGAUGUCCCAGCUGAGGGUGUCCGGUGGGUCAUUGGUCCGGUCAUCAACCUCCUGGUUUGUCGCAUGAAGUUCCAGAAUGAUGCGAAGUUGAGCGAUGUGCUCCACCAAAUCCAAAAUGACUACAUGGAGAGCCUGGAAUACCGCCACACUUCGCUCAUUGACAUCCAGCAUGCACUGAAGCUCUCCGACACCAACUUGUUCAACUCUGGUGUAUCCUACCGUCGUCUCCCGAGCUCCAAAGACGCCGUCAGUAGUGAGAUCGAAUGUGUCGAGGUCGGAGCAAUUCAUGAUCCCGCUGAGUUCCCUGUCUACAUCAACAUCGAGGCUACGGACACCAAAGCCAGGAUUGACCUCAACUACUGGACCACAAAUCUCUCAGACUCUCAGGCCACUAGUGUGGCUAGCACCUAUCUCCGAUGUCUCGAAAACAUCGCCGCGAACAUUGAUGGUGAGAUUAGCCAGUUGGAUAGCCUGAGUGACGACCACAAAGCCCAGAUCAUGUCUUGGAACAGCAAGGCCCCCAAGCCUUUUGAGAAAUGCGCCCAUCGCGUUGUCCAAGAGAUGGCAAAGAAGCGCCCUGAUGCCCUUGCUGUCACUGCCUGGGACGGCAACUUGACUUAUUCCAAACUGGACCAAUACUCCUCUCGCCUGGCAAGCUAUCUCAUCACCUUUGGUGUCGGUCCUGGAACUCUCACCCCUGUCUGCUUUGAGAAAUCUGUGUGGAACGUUGUUUCUAUAUUGGCAGUGAUGAAAGCCGGCGGUGGAUGUAUCCCCGUCGACAGCCCUCAGACCAUGGGACUUGUUGAGGAAUGGAUUGUCGAUAAUGUGGUCCAGGUUGCGCUGGCUUCGCCCGAGAAAGCCCAGAUCCUCGAGGAUAUCGUCCCCUACGUCAUACCUGUCAGCGAGUCUCUUCUCGAGUACCUCACAGAUGAGGUCCUUACCUCCGCGGCAAGUCCAUCCGACAUCGCAUUUGUCGCCAUGACUGCCGGCACCUCUGGCGUUGCGAAGAGUGUUAUUCUGGACCACUCAACUGUCAUGACCCGAGCUGAAGCAUUUGCUACCACCAUGGCAAUUGCCGAUGUUUCCAGGACACUCCAAUUUGCGCCUCAUACCUCCGAUGCAUUCAUCCUGGAGGCCUUUGGCACCUUCAUGUGGGGCGGUUGCCUCUGCAUUCCCGCUGAUAUUGACCCACUCAAGCUGGCCAGCUCGAUCAAUGUCCUACAUGUCAAUGUUGCUAGCAUAACCCCCACCGCAGCAAGCUUCUUUUCGCCCAAAGAUGUGCCUGGACUGCGGUCCAUCGCUCUCAGUGGUGAAGCAGUCCCCCAGUGGGUUCUCGAUCAUUGGCAAACUGAUGAUCUGCAGCUUCAGGUCUUGUAUGGCACAACUGAAAGUUCCUCCGCGUGUUUCCAUGUAUUCUGUUCCCAGGGCCAGAACGAGGCCACUCUCAUUGGGAAGAGCACUUCUUGUGUUCCGUGGGUUUUGGAUCCCUUCAACUCCAACUGCCUUGCCCCCAUCGGUAGUGUCGGAGAGUUGGCACUCGAAGGACCCGCUCUUGCUCGGGGCUAUCUCAAUCAGAAGUCCGCAGCGAGCCCCGACUUUUUCGACAACCCCACUUGGCUUCCGGGAAGGCAUCGGGAGGGUAGUCGCCGUUUGUUCAAGACUGGCGAUCUCGUUCGAUACAACUCCGACGGCUCCCUUGUUCUCCUGGGACGGAAGAGCGACCGCAACGCACUUACCAUGGCUAGCGACCUGAUCCAGACUCGGGAGCGCAUUGAUUCCUUCCUUGGUCCCAGGAAGAGGUGCAUUCUGGAGAGCGUUCAACUGGAACAUGACGGAACGAAGAUGCAUUCUCUCGUUGCCUUCGUGGUAUCGUCAGAUACCAUCUCGGGCACAUUUGGCGAGCCGGUCCUCCAGCCAGCGACUCCCGAAAUGAAGGGCGUUGUGUCCAGUCUGCACGCUCAUUUGAGUACCACCCUUCCCAAUAACAAGGUUCCGAGUAUUUACAUCCCUAUCUCUUCCCUCCCCUUGACUUCUUCCAGACAGCUAAACCACCAGGCCCUCAAGACCGAGACACAAGGGCUGUCGAGUACCGCCCUCGAGUUACUCGACAUCAAGUGUUGGAAUGGGUCCAAUUCUGCUAAUCGCGUUUCGCGCCACGCCAGCCUCUCCCAGGCUAGCAUCACUUUCUGGAAGGAUCGCGCGAUGCGCACGCUCAACAAGCAGGCCGCCAACAUUCAUGCAUUCAGUCGGAUCUCUGGCUUGCCUGUCGAGGUAUUGUUCCAGUUUGCUUGGGCAGUCGUUCUUCGGUGGUACACUGGCUCGGACGACGUUUGCUUUGGGUAUUCCGCAGCAGCCCUGGAGGGGAAGAUUCUGGAUGGCGAAGAGCUCUCCACCUGUCGCUUCCUCGUCCAGAAUGAGAACAAGCUCCAAGAUGCUCUACAGAAAGCAAAGUUGGAUCUCAAGAGCAGUGUCGCUAACCUUGCUGCUCUGGAUGCCAUCAAGCAUCAGCUUGGACUCGAUGACAUGACUUUCUUCAACACCUCCCUCCACUACCGAACAGCUUCCAAUCUCGGGAAAGACAGUAGCCGCCAACCAAGCGCCUCCGAGACUGAUAUGAUUGUGGUUGAAACGGAGGUCUCGGACUCUGACGCCGAUAUUCACUUCACCUACUCCUCAGACACUCUCUCUUCCUUUUACGUCAGCCAUGUCAUGGAUCUGUUCAGCCAGGUUGUGGACGACCUAAUCUCCCAAGAUCUCUCUGAGCGCACAGUUGGAGACAUGGACUUAUUCCCCGCACGCUCAGUCCGCCAGAUUCGUGAUUGGAACGCUUCAUCGCCUCCGAGAGUGGAGAAGUGCGCCGACGAGUUAAUCCAACAGCAAGCGCUGCUUCACCCCCGCGCAGAAGCUAUUUGCUCUUGGGACAAGAACCUAACUUACGGACAGCUUGAAAUAGUCUCCAGCCGUCUGGCUCGCUAUCUCACAGGUCUAGGUGUCAAGCCCGAAGUCUUCGUCGUCUUGUGUUUCGAGAAGUCUGCUUGGGCCAUCGUCGCCCAGCUUGCUGUGAUCAAGGCCGGCGGAGCUUUCGUGUCGAUUGACCCAUCGCACCCAGAUUCUCGCCUGAAAAUGCUCAUCGACGAAAUCGGCACUCAUCUGGUCCUGUGCUCAUCUUCUCUCCUGGCAAAGGUCUCGAAGCUGGUCGACAAAUCCUUCGCUGUUUGCCAGACUUCCGUCUCCCAACUUCCUGACUCGCCUCUGGGUAUGCCCGGCACUCGUCCUGCGCCAUCGAACGCGGCGUAUGGCAUCUUCACUUCUGGUACCACAGGGAAGCCAAAGCUCACUGUUGUCGAACAUACUGCCCUUAGUACCACAGCUCUUGCCAUGACUGAUGCCCUGCGCAUGAACACCACAACACGUGUUUUGCAGUUCUCGAACUAUACCUUUGACGUCAGUAUUCUGGAGAUCAUGAUGACUUUGAUGACUGGUGGUUGUGUCUGCGUUCCCAGCGAGGAUGAGCGUAUGAACAGCCUGAGUGGUGCCAUUCGCCGUAUGGAGGCAGCAUACAUCUUCGCGCCCCCUGCCAUCGUCAAUACUCUGGAUCCAAAGAGCGUCCCAACGCUGAAGGUUAUUACCACCGGUGGUGAGAAGAUGCCCGCUAACCACAUUGACCGCUGGGGCGAUCGAUGCGUCAUCAAUGCCUAUGGUCCAUCUGAAGCCACAGUCAUUGCCACAGUUGGUGUCAAAGUUGACUGGGAUGGAAACAGGGUCAGCGAGGAUCCCACGUCCAUUGGAACAGCGCCGAAUUGCAGAGUGUGGAUCGUUGAUCCUAACAACUACAACCGCCUGCUUCCCGUCGGCGCUGUCGGCGAAUUGAUCCUCGAAGGAAGCAACGUUGCACGUGGAUACCUUGCUAAUGAGCAAAAGACAAAAGCCUCUUUCUUCCAGUGUCCCGUUUGGGUGCGACACGAUGGCCUGCAGGGUGUGUUCAAGCGCGAUGAUCGCAUGUAUCGCACUGGUGAUCUGGUUCGCUACAAUAGCGAUGGCAGUCUCGCCUUCAUCUCUCGCAAAGAUACUCAAAUCAAGUUCAAUGGCCAGCGGAUUGAACUCGAGGAGAUUGAACAACAAUGCCUUCGCUGCCUCCCUGACGAUUCACAAGUUGCUGUCGAUGUUGUCGUCCCCGGAGAACGGACCAUCGCCAAGGGUCUUGCUGCAUUCUUCACUGUACAGGACCAUGGUUCCAACGGGGGCAGCAGUGAUCAACUCACCACCACUGUUUCUGGAGCAGAUCCACUGCUACUGCCCAUCUCAGUAUCCAACAUGGAUGCCAUUCAGAAGUUGAAGAGUUCUCUUCCCGACCUUUUGCCCCAGAGCAUGAUGCCCCGGCUGUUCUUCCCUAUCCGGAACUUGCCCUUCACUUCCUCUGGAAAGAUCGACCGUCGCAGACUGAAGGCAAUGGCCCAGACCCUAUCCAAGGACACCCUAAAGUCUUACAUCACAUUCAAUACCUCUGACAAUAGAGGGAUGUCUACGGCUACUGGUCUUGAGGCACAGCUCGUGGCCCUUGUGGAGAAGACUCUUGACCUGGAAGUCGGUUCUGUCACCGCCGAUGACAGCUUCUUUGCACUGGGUGGUGAUUCCUUGUCUGCCAUGAACCUCGUUGGCGCUGCUCAAGCUGAGGGUAUCUCUCUUACUGUGUCCAGCAUCUUCAACUCUCCGCUUCUGAUUGAGAUGGCCAAGACUUGCGUCGUUUCUAGCGGAGCUGCUGAAAUCAAGAAGGAAAUUGUCAAGCCCUUCUCCCUGCUCCCUGCUGGAAUCGACAUCGACAACCUGAUGGACGAGAUUACCGACAACUGCGAAGUGUCGAAGAACCUUGUCGCCGACGUGUAUCCCUGCAGUGCAGUGCAAGAGGGUCUUCUGACACUCUCCAUCAAACAUCACGGUGCCUAUGUUGCUCAGCCUUCCUUCCGCCUUGCUGAUGGUAUCGAUGUCGGUCGGUUCAAGCAGGCCUGGCAACAGACAGUCGCUGACUUGGAGAUCCUGCGCACUCGCAUUGUUCACACCGACGCUAUGAAUUUUGCUCAGGUUGUGCUGAAGGAGUCUCCUAUCGCUUGGGUUCAGGCGGAGUCCUUUGAAGCUCUUCCCAAUGACUUCCUUCGACUGCCCAGUCACAAUGGUGCACCUCUUACUGGCUAUGCCAUGGUUCAGCCGCGUGGUUCCUCUUCCAGCUACUUCGUUUGGUCUGUUCAUCACGCACUUUAUGACGGUUGGAGUAUUCCUUUGGUCUUCCGCAAGGUCGAAGAGAACUACUUUGCCUCACAGACCAAGCGUGCUGGUGCCCCCUACAGCCUUUUCAUUGACUACUUGGUGAAGAAAAACAUGGCGGAGUCCGACACCUUCUGGAAGACUCAUCUAGCGGACCUGUCAAGCACACCUUUCCCUCACAACAAGAAUGCAUUGCCGGAUGCCGUUCGUGCUGGUAACACUCAGCAUCACUCUAUGGAGAUCUCUCGCACUCCCGAAAGCGUCGACUUUACCAUCCCUGUGCUUAUGCGCGCCGCAUGGGCAAUCGUCAUUGCCACACAAACUGCGUCUGGUGAUGUUUGCUUCGGCGAGACUUUGUCUGGAAGGAACAUCGAUCUCCCUGGUGUUGCGGAUAUUGCUGGUCCUGUUUUAACCACUGUACCGACCCGUGUUCAGGUCGACAAUGCGAUGUCCACUCUACAAUACCUGCAGAAGAUUCAUCAAACAACCACUGAGAUGAUUCCGCACCUGCACUCGGGUCUUCAGCGCAUCCGUCAGCUGAACAAGGAUGCCUCCACUGGUUGCGACUUCAAGAACCUGCUUGUGAUCCAGCCUGGUGAUGGCGAACUCGACAACAAGAUUUGGGUCGACGAGAAGCGUCAGACAAGCGAAGACUUCUUCACUCACCCUCUUGUUGUGGAAUGUGGUGUCACGAAGACAAGCAUUGCAUUCACGGUUCACCACGAUGAACUUGUCAUCAAUGGCUGGCAGACCAAACGCAUUAUCCAGCAGUUUGCCCAUGUCCUGCAGCAAUUGAUUUCGAUGCCCAAGAACACCACAAGCAUUUUGGGAGACCUGGAGGUUGUGAGCCCUGAAGACAAGGCGGAGAUCGGUACUUGGAACGAACGGACUCCGCUCACUGUCGAACGAACCGUGCAAGACUUCAUUCGUGACAUGUGUGAUGAGACUCCGAACGCUCAGGCUGUGUGUGCAUGGGAUGGUGACCUCUCCUACAGAGAAUUCUGGGAUCUCGCAUCCGGCUUUGCCAAUUAUCUCAUCUCUCGUGGAGUUGGUCCAGAAGUCUUUGUUCCAGUGUGCCUUGACAAAUCAGCUUGGGCAAUGGUGACCCUCAUCAGUGUCCUCAUCGCCGGUGGCGGCUAUGUUCCUCUCGAUCCGUCCCACCCUACAUCUCGCCACGAAGAGAUUCUGGCCGACGUCGGCGCCAACAUCAUUCUGUGCACACCCAAUUAUACCAAUCGGUAUAGCCGAGUUGUGAAGACUGUUAUCCCCAUCAGCAAAGACACCAUCAAGGCCUAUGGGUCCCUCAAGUCAACCGUCCGCGGCCGUGCUCAGGUCAAACCAUCCAAUAUGGCGUACGCUUUGUUCACAUCUGGUAGCACCGGUCGCGCCAAGGGCAUCAUUGUUGAGCACCGCAACGUGGUCAGCAGUAUCAUGGCUUUCGCCCCGUGGGUCCACAUGGAUGCAACCUCGAGAGUGUUCCAAUUUGCCUCACUCACUUUCGAUGCCGCUGUCAUGGAGACACUUGCGAUCCUCAUGUUGGGAGGUACAAUCUGCGUACCCAGCGAGGACGAUCGUCUCAACGAUGUGGCUGGUGCAAUCCGUCGACUGAAUGUUACUUGGACAUUCCUCACUCCUUCAAUUGCCAGCAUCAUUGAGCCAUCCUCGGUUCCAUCCCUCAAGCACCUGGUCUGCGGUGGUGAGAAGAUGUCCAACGAAGUCAUCACCAAGUGGGCCAACUCCGUUCACCUCAUGAACGGAUACGGACCAACCGAGACGUGUGUUUUCGCCGUCAUCGACAAUGCAGUGGCCGCCAACCGCGACCCCGGGCGCAUCGGUUAUGGCAUUCCCAGUACCCUCACCUGGAUCGUUGAUCCUGACAAUCACGAUCGGCUGACUCCUUUGGGUGCAGUGGGAGAACUUGCCCUUGAAGGUACUCCCUUGGCCCGAGAGUACCUCAAAAACCCCGAGAAGAACGCAGAGGCAUUCACGACCGACCCCGCUUGGAUCAAGGACUUCAGGGCCACUGUUCCUGGUCCCCGGCGUAUCUACAAAACCGGUGAUCUCUGCUACUACAACCCCGAUGGUUCCAUUCAGUACAUCAGCCGGAAGGACCACCAAGUCAAAUUGCACGGCCAGAGAAUGGAGCUCGGUGAGAUUGAGCAUCGUUUGUCCGAAGAUACUCGCACACGCCAUGCAGUCGUCAUUCUUCCCAAGAAGGGCCCGCUCAAGCAGCGCCUGGUCACUGUCAUGUCUUUGAACAGUGUUGCAGCUGAUAACAAGCUUAUUUCAGACAAGGCCUGUGAGCUUGUUGACGAGGAUGAGCUUGAGCGCCAUGCUUACAAUGAGCUUGUUGACGUCCAGAAGAACCUCGAGGACCAGCUUCCCAUAUACAUGGUUCCGCAGACUUGGGCACUGAUCAAGAAGCUCCCCAUGCUGGUUUCUGGCAAGCUCGACCGAAAGAAGAUUACUGCUUGGCUUGAGGAUAUUGAUGAUCUGUCAUACGAGCGUAUUAUGGCGGAUUAUGAUCGCAUCAAGCGCGGGAAGACCGAGGAAAAGCCCCAAGAAAGAGAUGAAAAGAGUGGCUCGCUCAGGAUUAUUCGCGAGAUCUUCGCCCAGGUGUUGAAUAUCUCUUUGUCCAAGGUCAAUGUCGACCGAUCUUUCGUCAGCUUGGGCGGCGACAGCAUCACUGGAAUGGCUGUGAUUUCCCGCGCUCGCAAGCAGGGACUUGUUCUGACACUGCACGACAUUCUGCAAAGUCGCUCGGUAAAGGAACUUGCACAAACCGCCGGUACCAAGACACCUGUUUCUCAACGUGAAGAGCGAGCUGGUGAGGGCUUUGCCCUUUCCCCCGUUCAGAGGCUGUACUUCCAGAGCGCCAAAUCCUACAAAGGGGCUGCUCGCUUCAACCAGAGUAUCACCGUUCGUAUCGUUCGCCGCUGUGAGGGAGAGGUCCUCCGACGCGCCCUCAAGGCUGUCAUCGGCCAGCACGCCAUGUUCCGUGCCCGCUUCAGCACAACUAGCGAUGGAAACUGGCAGCAGAAGACCGCAGCGGAGGUCGACGAAUCUUUCCGUUUCCGCGUUCACUCCGUCAGCGACACUCGCGCGAUGGUUCCCAAGAUCGCCGAGAGCCAGACUUACCUUGAUCCUCUCAACGGUCCUAUUUUGGCCGCCGAUCUUUUCAAUCUCCGCGCCGGUGGUCAGGUCCUGUUCCUUGUGGCUCACCAUUUGUGCAUUGACAUGGUAUCUUGGCGCAUUGUGCUUCAAGAUCUCGAAGAGCUCGUUGUCUCUGGAUCUUUAUCAUUGGACAAGGCUUUGUCAUUCCAAAGCUGGUGUGCAAUGCAGUCGGAGAGGGUCAGGACCCACGAUGCCAACAUUUCCUUGCCUUUCACUUCCGAGAAGCCAAACUUGACGUAUUGGGGCAUGCAAGACACACCCAAUGUCUAUGGAGAUAUCAAGAUGGAAUCUUUCACAUUGAGUGAGGACACUACUAACUUCAUUCUGGAUGGUUGCCACAGUGUUUUCCGGACAGACACUGUUGACAUCCUACUUGCUGCCAUCAUUCAUUCCUUCGGUCGGACUUUCACCGAUCGCAAGGUUCCCACUGUUUACAAUGAAGGUCAUGGCAGAGAACCAUGGGAAGCCGACAUUGAUCUUUCGAGAACAGUUGGCUGGUUCACUACCAUGGCGCCUUUGCUAGUGGACUUCGACGCUCGUAAGUUUAUCAUUGCCCGUCUCGGAGAUAUCAGACUAACAAGCCAAGGUGCUCUCAACGACAUCAUCAAGCGCGUCAAGGAUACCCGGCGCAAGAUCACAGAUAACGGACGCCCCUACUUCGCUAAAAGCCUCCUUCAAAACCAGGCAGCCGACUUCCCAGUUCCAUUGGAGAUCCUCUUCAACUAUCUGGGUAAAAUGCAGCAACUUGAGCGAGACGACUCCUUGUUCCAUCACCAUGGCAGCGUCUUCGACAGCUCUGACUUCGCCGUUGCGGGUGACAUGGGCCCUCAGACUGCACGCUUCGCCCUCUUUGAGAUCUCGGCCAUUAUCAUCAAAGGUCGUCUCAAUGUCGCAUUCACUUACAAUCGCAAAAUGCAGCAUGAGGGCUCGAUCCGCCGCUGGAUCAUUCAGUGCAAGCAAACCCUCGAGAAGGAUCUUCUCACACUGAAGACGGCCACCCCCGAGCCAACUCUCAGUGACUAUCCUCUUCUGCCGAUCAACUACCACGGCCUGCAAAUGCUCACCGACAGCACCUUCCGCAGGGCGGGCAUUCGCGACAGGGAUCAGGUCGAGGAUAUCUAUCCCUGUUCUCCGAUGCAGGAGGGUCUUUUGCUCAGCCAACUCCGCGACCCCAAUGCCUACAUGUUCCACACCAUUUUCGAGAUCAAGGAUGCCAAAUAUGGCAAGGUCGACGCUGAAAGGGUUUCUCAAGCAUGGCAAACCCUCGUCGACCGCCACCCUGUCUUGAGAACCAUCUUCGUCGAUAGCAACUACACCGGAGGAUCUUUCGAUCAGCUGGUGCUCAAGGACCUCCGCGAGAACAACAUUUGCGUGGAGUGCCGCGACUCCGAGGUCGAAGAGAAGUUGGCUGCAAUUUCUCUUCGUGCCUUGAAUGCCGUUCGCCAGUCCAAGCUUUCUCACCAACUCACUGUCUGCAGAACGAACACUGGACGUGUGAUUCUGAAGCUCGAGAUCAACCAUGCAAUCAUUGACGGAGGCUCUGUCGAUGUCCUCCUCCGUGACUUGACACUCGCUUAUGAGCGCAAGAUUCCCGAGGGACCUGGACCUCGCUUCAGCGACUACAUCAAAUACAUCCGGUCUCAGAGCCAAGCUGACGCCCUCGGUCACUGGAAGCAAUACCUCGGUGGAGUUCACCCGUGCCACCUUGCCCCAUCCGCCACAUUUGGCUCAAAGCGAGCGCUGAAGGGUGUUAUGAUGAACUUCCAGCGGUUCCCGGAGCUUCUCAAGUUCUGCGAAAGGAGUUCUGUGACCCUUGCCAAUUUGACUCUCUCAGCCUGGGCCAUUGUUCUUCGACAAUUCACUAACUCCGAUGAUGUUUGCUUCGGAUAUCUUUCUGCUGGUCGCGAUGCCCCUGUUAACGGUAUCCAGGAUAUGGUCGGCAUCUUCAUCAACAUGCUCUGCUGCCGUGUCCAGUUCUCAGACCACCAGACUUUGACUGAUGUGUCCAAGAAUGUUCAAGAUGACUACAUUCGAUGCAUACCCCACCAGAGUUGCUCUCUCGCCAGCAUCCAGCACGAGCUUGGCUGGCAGGGACAGUCGCUCUUCAACACUACCCUGUCAAUUCAGAAUCACUCCGUCGCGGGUGGCCCCAAAGAAAAGGGGUUGUCCUUCGAUCUUCAGCACGCACAUGACCCCAGCGAGUAUGCGGUGACUGUGAACGUUGAGAUUGCACGAGGCCAAGAGGGCAUUCUCUUGAGAUACUGGAACGAUGUUGUCUCAGAUGAGGAGGCACAGGCAUUGACUGAUACAAUUGCCAAGGUCUUCACUGGAUUUAUUGAGUCGCCCGAUGCGACUCUGGAGCAGUCCAAGUUCGGCGCUGAAGCUGCGUCGGAGUCAAUGGAUUGGGAUCGUUCCCAGUCCACAUUGGCCGACAAGGCGAAGUCCGCCGGAGAUGCGAUUGAUAGCAGUGCCAUUCAAAAAAUCAUUGAUGAUCGCGUCCAUGAAAUUAUUGGUCGGAUGUUGAGAGAAGGGAAACUGACAGUUCCUCCCAUCAAAACGGAGGGUUUGUCGAACUUCGGUGGCCACACUGAGGCCACUGUCGACUCGCCAUACCAGUUUGGCGUGCAAGAGGCGGAUGAUUCGGGUGUUUGUUCGGCGACAUCCCGUUCCAGCGAGGAUGGGAUGUCGGCCGAUGUGGAGAGGAAGUUGUGGAACCUUUGGAGUAGCGCACUUGGUCUCUCACCCAACGUGGUGAGACAUCAGGACAGCUUCUUCAAGUUGGGCGGUGAUAGCAUCACCGCAAUGAAAAUGGUCAGCGCGGCUCGCGAAGAGGGCCUGGUACUUACUGUCGCAGAUGUCUUCCACAACCCUGUUUUCGCAGACAUGCUGGCGACAGUUCGGGCCGCCAACGUCACUCAGCAACUCCUCAAUGUCGAUCUCAAGUCUGGCGGUCACAAAGAGGUUGAUAGUGAUUUACUCAACAUCACGCCAACGACGCUGGGGCCAUCCCCUUCAACUGAGAACCUCGAGGUUCUCAAGCCGUCAUGUGUUGAUGAUGCCGCAGUACAGAGUGGUAUCUGCCCCAAGAUCGGUGUCUUCAAGGGUGGCAUCGCCGAUGUUCUCCCUGUCACUGAUUUCCAAGCGAUGUCUUUGACGGCGACUCUUUUCAAGUCCCGAUGGAUGCUUAACUACUUCUACCUUGAAGGUAAUGGUCCCUUGGACCUGAGACGCCUUCGCGAGAGCUGCUUGAAGGCUGUCGAUGCUUUCGAUAUUCUGCGCACAGUCUUUGUGUGCUUCCAUGACCAGUUCUUCCAGGUUGUCCUUCGCAAGAUCCGUCCCAGUAUCUUUGUCUAUGAGACAGAUCGCGCUCUCGACGACUUUACUAUGACCCUGCAACAGAGGGACCGUGAGUACGGACCCCGCGAGGGUGAACAAUACGUGCAGUUCUACGUUGUCAAAAAGAAGGGCAGCGAUCAGCACCGCAUUUUGAUCCGCCUCUCACACACCCAGUACGAUGGAGUCUGUCUGCCGAAGAUUAUGGCUGCGAUCAAGCACGGAUACGAAGGCACACCGUUGCCUCCCGUUACUCCGUUUGCUGGUUACUUGCGACAGCUACCGGGUACAAUUACUCCGGACCACUACCGCCACUGGUCCGACCUUCUCAAGGGAUCUCAGAUGACCCAAGUUGUACGCCGAAAGGGAACAAGCAUGUUCCAGAACGUGGGUGCAUUCACCGAAAUCCACAGGAAGAUCGAGAUCCCACCCACUGCCCUUGGAAAUGUCACCAUUGCAACCGUCAUGCAGGCUGCCUGGGCCUUGACCCUCGCCAAGCUGUCUGCCCAAUCCGACGUUGUCUUUGGUCUGACCAUCAGCGGUCGCAACGCCACAGUACCUGGCAUCGAAAACACCGUUGGUCCCUGUGUCAACGUUAUCCCGGUUCGCGUGAAACUCAGCGAGAACUGGACUGCCCUGGAUCUAUUCCGUUAUCUCCAAGACCAGCAAGUCUCCAACAUGCCAUUCGAGUCUCUGGGCUUCCGUGAGAUCAUCAAGCAGUGCACCGACUGGCCCUCCUGGACCUAUUUCACCACCUCCGUCUUCCACCAGAACGUCGACUACGAAGGAACGAUCGAACUCGACAGCAACAAGUACCGCAUGGGUGGUGUCGGUGUCAACGACAACCUCGCCGAUCUGACCCUGGUCUCUCGCCCCUCCGGCGAACGCGGCCUUGAUGUUACCCUCGGCUACUCCGAAAAGGGACCUGUCAUGCCAAUGUUCGCAGAAAAGGCUCUCGAUAUGGCCUGCGAGAUUGCACAGUCGCUCGUAGCGAAUCCCAACAGCUCGCUGCCUUCCGCGAGCACGCUGCGUUCCCUGCCACCUCAGACCAUUGAUGACCUCCCCGUCCAUCGGACGAACACUUCCUCAGUCUUGCCCAGCCGCACCGUCCCAGCCACUGUCGACCCGGACUCCAAUGACAAGCCCACGCACCAGUCUGCCUUCCAGCUGGAUUCCUCCUUCUUUGACCUUGGCGGCGAUGUCUUCAACCUUGCUCAGCUGACCUGGCUCCUUGAACAAGAGGGUCUCAAGGUCCGUCUGGAGGACCUUAUCGAGCAUCCUUCUUUCCUGGGACAGAUGGCUGUGCUGGCUUUGUAUAACGCGAAGCAUCAGGAAGAGCCUGUCGAGCAUCUUGCGACUGGCGCUGCCUCGCCUGACCCUGUUUCCCGUGUCGAGAAGAAGAAGACAUGGGAGAAGGCAAUGACAUUGGCUCGGAAGUUGACUCGACGGAAUAACAGCAUCAUCUCGAGUCGAGCUUGA
Messenger RNA from Penicillium bovifimosum, 17868 nucleotides. RefSeq lists its product as uncharacterized. The record is from RefSeq and is a predicted model, not a curated record. Bases 1 to 17868 code for a protein of 5955 amino acids. Gene Ontology annotation, molecular function: phosphopantetheine binding; catalytic activity. NCBI's taxonomy places the organism in Eukaryota, Fungi, Ascomycota, Eurotiomycetes, Eurotiales, Aspergillaceae. The transcript is spliced from 12 exons.